AUCACCUGCGCGCCUCUUCAACGCUUACUCCGUCCACGCCCAUAACGCCAUUCGGUCAAGUCCGGCUGCCGGGUCCGUUCGAUCCCGCCGAGGUAACACCCGAUGUAGUGGCUUAACCGGCAUUUGUUUUUGGGAAGGGGUUAAGAGUCAGGGUCCCCCUGACAAGUUACUAGAUUGGGAGGUUGAGUGGUUGCAGCAAACGAACGCUUUUUCCAUAAUAUUCUUAUGUCACUCCUUGCACGAAAAUGGCGACAAAUUUCAACGCGGAAUUUCCACUUUCAACGAUAAAGUUGCCUCGUUAUUGCUUAGACGGGUGGAAUUCAAGUGACACCAUCACAUCCGCCCAUGACGAGGCAUCUCCACCGUGGAAAGCGAGAAACCCAUACAAUCACAUAAAAUCGAUCGCCGUUAUUAUGUACGUAUACUACAUUGUAUCAAUGCUAAAAAUAAUCGACUGCCAGUACAAUGAACCUUCAUUAAUUAGCGCAUAUUCCAUACAUUUUUCUCACUAAAUUUUCAACCCUGCAAGUGUUUCGGUUUUGACAAUCGUCACGUUUUGCAAACAAAAUCUCUUAAUUAUUAUUUUAAGUGUCCCCCCAAACCAUAAUUUUUAUGGAUUUGGUCACUUUAUUUUUGUAUGGAAGACCGCGUGUUUCGUGUUUGCGAACACUUGCGAAGACCUGCUAACGUUGUAGUACGUAUAUCGUGUACUAUAGGCACUAUAGAUAUAUAAGAGUAAAGAUAGUAUAGAUAGUGAAAGUUUCGUGACGUUUGAAUAAUAUUGUAUACAACAUAUCAUUUUUUGUACGCUUUUACGGUUGUCGGUAAUGGGUUUAAUAUUUGACGAGCACUUCAGAAGCAACAACGCAACGAUCAUAUAGUACAAAAUCAAGAUAAAAAUUGCCAUGGUAAACGAUCGCACAGGCUUACGUUUUAUACUUAAGUACAACACGUGGGAAGGAGAAAGUCAGUACAUUUAUGUACAAAAUGUCGUAUACUCAUUGUCCACUACGAACCUUCAGUCACGUGAAACCGAUUAUUCGCAUUUAACUGUCCGACUUAGGUCACAUAAGGUUUUGUACAACAUUUUUCAACCCACGCGAUCACAGCAAAGACAUAAAAUACAACGCGGGUGCUCUUUCUUAUCUUUGACGUCCAAGUUUUGCUCUUUACUAUCGUUUACACUAUACAGUUGUAAGUAUUCAAAAGGAUAACGCAUCGAGUAAUAGCUACAAAAUCGUUGAAAACGGCAUUUUAAAUUUAUAAUUCUUCUUUUCCUUUAUGAAAGGUUAAUGCCGAUUAGUCCAAAAGCCAGACCCUUUCAGUGGCGUUUAAAUCAUAGGCGCGACUAGAGCUCAAAUAUUGGGGGUGCUGAAAUUAUGUCAUCCUCGCAAAUAUGUAAUUCACAAUUGUUUUUGCAUACACAUAUAUAUUGGUAGAAGCGACUAAAAAAUAUGUUUACUGUUUUUGUUAAAAAAAAAAAAACACAAAUUAUUUUUAAAUAUUUUUAAAAAAUACCUAAUAAAUAAAAAUCUCAUUAUUUUUCGGAUUUUCCUAGUAUUAUACAAAAAGUCGCCUAAAAAUGUACAACAGUAUGAUAUGUUGAAUUUUUCAAAAUCGAUCAAUUCGAACGGGCGUUAAGUGUAAGGUGAAUGGGUUUUGAUAGUCAAUCGCGUUUACGGUAAAAUGUCAAAAUUGAUAGAUCGUUUUCGGUUUGCUUAUAAUAUACUUUUCUUUUCGUUGGAGCUUGACAUUUUGUUAUGUAGUUUCCGGCGAAACGACGUUCGACCUCACCUUAUACAUGCUUAAAACAACGCCAAACUUAGAGUACAGUUCCGGAUAUAUUAGCAAAAUCGACAUUUUUUGCACGCGCGACAGUGAAUACAAAUUCGGCCGGCGUAAGUACUCUCAAAUGUGUCAGAUAAUUUUCUAUGAAUUGAUGAAAUGCAUAUUUCAAUGUACAUACUUACGCGUCGAUAAAAAAGUCGAAGAAAAAUUCCCGAACAGAGCUGAUUUAUCACAGACUGACAACCGUGGACCUAAUACCUUUGAGACACUCGACUGGACCAUAUACUAAUUACGGUUUAAUUGAAACGGUUCGGGCAAGCGUAUAUAAUAAUAUACAUUAAUAAUUGAACAUUGAAAUCCGUCUCAUUUGUUUUGAAACUCGAGCUAGUCGCCACGAUGGUUCCUUGGUUAUCUGCUCGGAAGUAAUGGCACUUCAGAGGGUAUCAACGGCGCACGAUAGGUCGAUUAACAAAUUAUAAUUAUUACAAACAUUUUUACCAUUCUUUAGCGUAGCAAUUUAUUGUAUUAUGUAUAAAUAACAACAAUACAUGGAUAAUUUAUUCGCGUAGAAUAAUAACUCAGCGGCAUCAAAUAGAAUAAAAUUAUUUCACAACUGUUUGCAUUCAAUGCAGUGUUCGACGUUGUGACUGACUUCAAUUAUUCUGUUUACCCGUAGAGUUAAAGGGGUGCACUUUUCUCCACACAAUUCUAUCGGUAUUCAUUAUGUAAUCUGUGCAUUAGCUACCCCAAGCGACCACCGCUGUAUAUUAGCAUGCAAUCAAAUUAUAACACACGCCGCGCGUUAUGGACAUUUGUUAGUAAUUCAAAUACAAUGCAUAAGUGAUUGCAUUUUAAAUAAUUACUUAAAAGAGUUGCUUUGUUUUUAUUAUUUUACACGAUAAUUAUUAUUUCGCGUAAUGUACUCAUUGGCUUAUGACCACACAGGUUUGGCGUUGCGUGCUUACUGCAAUGCCGCAACAGUACAUUGUGUUGUGACCUAUAUUUUAACUAAAAUAACUCAUCAACAAGUCAUGAUCAAAAUUUCCGUAUUGCCAACAAAUAUUUUUAUGAACACAGUGCCAGGACAGUGAUCGUUUGAAAACAAACUGGAAAUACCAAAUGAUUCUUUAACAAUAAAAAUGCCGUCUCACUUAAAUUUCUCUUUUAUACAAUGUACAUUUUUUAUUUGAAACAUUUACUUCAAUCAAAAGUUUAAAUUAAUCAUUACAUAACUUCAUCAAAACAACUAAAUUGAGUUUUAUAUACUAUUUGGGUUAUUAUUAUGGGAAAAAUCAAAACGGCGAAACGAAUAGGCAAUGUUGGUACUGUGGUGUAAUGAACGUUAAUAGUAUGUUGCUACGCAAUAAUUGUGUUGCAUGUCUGCUAUUGUACUUACUUAUAAUUAUUAUUUUCAAAAUCGUACAAAUAAAUGAAUUCUACUUGUAGAAAAACAUUAGGGCAUCAUUUUUAAUUUUGAGACAUUACAAGCAAGCAAACGCAUAUUAUUUUCAAAAAAUAAUUUCUAAAAACACGUUAAGAUUUUUCUAUUGAGAUAGUAGGCAAAUUGAUCGAAAUCAAUACGCGCUGGUUUAAGUGUGCUAAAGUAGUUUUUUAUGUUGUCAUUUACGCCGAUAAAAUAUUCAUGUACCUAAGCCAUUAAAAACCAAAUCAUUACACCACAUCUAUCCGGUUGGGUUAUUGUUGUUAGCGUUAUUGAUCGAUGAGAAUAUUUAAAUAGGCAUCCAUAUUUUAUAGGGAAUCUUCCUCGAACACUCGACACGGUAAACAUGUUAUUAUUGUCGGUAUUAAACUUAUUAUUAAAAUUAUUUAUUGAAAUAUGCACCGAGUCGACAGCGGAGUACAAAACAACAAUAGUAAUUAAUUGAUACCGUCUCUAAAUGCAAAAAUGCCUAGUGGGAAAAUUCUUGAGACGCAACCGCCGAUAAUUAGGUAAAGAUUUGUACUGUAAUUGUAUUCCAGUGAGCGGCAAAAAAAACAUAAAUGCAUUAAAAAAAAUAACGUCGAGGCGAGUAACUAACACUCUCCCGCAGACUUUUUUCCUACUGUCACACUGUGCACACUAUCACACACUACUAUUAUAGUAUUAAAAUAUGCAAUAUGCCCGCUUAUAGUGUAUAGGCACACUGUAUUUUCUACAAUCAUUAUUACAUGUUAUUAUAAAUGCUAUUACAAUAUUUUGUGCUGUGACAUUCAAAUAACCUUUUAUCGGGGCUCUACACUUUUUUUUUUUUAUAAUAUUAUAAUUAACGUACCAUCAAACAGGUUCUGAAAAUAAUAUCAUACUGUCUAUGUAGGUGAGCUUUUUGUUUAAAAUCAAAAAGCGUUGAAGAACGUUGGCAAAACAUAUAUAAAGCGCAAAAUGGGUUCUUUUUUAUAUUAUUUACAAUUAUAGCUAAAUCUGAAUAGAUUUCAUGGUAUUUUUAAGAGGAUUUUGGCGCCGUGCCACACACGUUAACCUAUAGAGUACCUAUGAUAAUUCUUAUAGGUCAUGCCAGUACCUUCAAAAAAUUUGCUACAUUCGAAAAAUUUCAUUUUGACUUUCAUAUCACCAACACGUUUCCCCCAAGAUCAAAGUAUUAUUUUUAAAAGUAUUUUCCAGUUACUCAAAUUGUUUUAAAUAUUUGUGUAAAACAUUAGCAAAAUGUUUUAUGCCAAAAGAUCUGCACUCGGACGAGCGUUCUGAUUGUAGCGCGCCAACAUCCUCUUAUUGUCAGAAAGAUAACAUCAAUCUUGAUUUUUUAGCCUGUUGUGUUCCACCUUUAAUGUGAUACCGUGUGAUUUACAAACAACUAGGUGAUGUCGUUGUUCAGUCGUCCUUAUCUGUCUGUCAAUCAAAAUUUAACUUAGCGUCAUACUACGGUCCAAAAAAUAAUACAAACAAAAAAUAACCAGUAUCAACGUGUAGCGCGCGACAAACACCAAAAAUGUCUUAGACGCGCAAAGGGUUAAACGCCGCACCGCAGUAACAUGCCGACCGGCGAAACGGUGGAAGCCAUGUUACCCGCUUGUGUGUACUAGUGAUGGCCAGCUCUGGUAUGCAGGCCGCACUUUACAUACGAGAGAGGCAGAAGAUCCGCGUGAAAAAGAUCCGCCGGGAUAGAUUUCAGUUGCCGAGUCAUGUGGCAACCAAAAACAUUGCUCGGUUCCCAGAAUUCCCACCUACCACGUGGAAUAAAACAGCAGGGGCGUCCGUGGCUUGGCCGGGACCCGUUGGUCAGACUCCGGACAGCGAACUAGGUACUGCACCGGACGGUUCCAUACUUCUUCCCUUACCUGGCGAUCCGCAAAAGAAAUGGACGAAAAAAAACAAGAUCCACGACGCGUUGUCGUUCGGCGACAGCAGUGGCGACCGUCGCCUGUACGAGCUGCAACAAGGAGCGGCGGCCAACACGUUGUUGUACGUGGGCCUGUGCUCGGUGGCGCUAGGGCUGAUCAUAUCGUUCGUUGGCACCGGCGAGAAGGGCUUCAAGACCGUUCAACUAAGGUUCAUCGGGCCCGGCAUGAUUGUCAUCGGCGUAUGCUGUUGCGCCGUCCGCAUCAUGUUGUGCUUCUGCCCGGCUUUUUGUUUCAAGCGGCGGAGGCACAAGGGCCCAUCCGGUAAGAUGGCCGAGUUCUACAAGUACAUGCCGUUCCGCAAUCACCCACUGGCGGCCGCCCCGGCUACCGAAGCGGUGCCUAUGACCGUCCUAAAGCCGGCGCUCAAACGUACGUGUGAUGCGGCGGUAACUUCCACGGCCCCUACCACGACAGCUAACAGCCAACACUUACAAAAGUGCCAACAGUCGGUCAUGCGGCCGUUUCCCAUGGCCACGCCUGAGGCCAGUCUGGAAAGCAGCCUAGAGCACCUGAUCGAAGAAGACGACCAUUUGUACACCAAGGACGAAAUGGACUCCAAGAAGAAUCUGUCGAGUCUGAAAUCGACCAUCACGUUCGAGGACUCGCUGAACGUGGGCACCGAAAUGAUGGUCAAGUCGUUUGAGGAGCUGCACGACACGUCUUCCUUGCCCGGCGGUAGCGGCGGCGGGGGGCCUGCAACAGUCGACCCGCAAGAGCUGGUACUGAGCGCGGCUAAUCUACCAAAAUAAUCGCUUCAUCGUAUCGGAGUCCAUGCACGGCUGGACGCAUUUGGCUGUGAUCGAUGUACUCGUACUUAUGUAUAAUAUUACUGUACAGACUUGGGAAAAAUCUACAUUUGUACGGCACAAACUCAAAUAAUAACCCCUAAACGCAACAAAAAUACAUAAACGACACUUGUAAACAAUUUAAUAUCUUUCUAGAUUGUAUUGUUUCUGAUUUACGUGUAAACGGAUAAACCAUAAAGGUCUAGAAAUUAGAAUACAGUCAUUACUAGUAUUGUACGACGCGUGUAGCCUGUAGAGUUCAAAACCAAUAUAGAUGCAAGUUACAACGUUUUGUAAAUGUUAAGUUUGCGUUAGGUAUAAUAAAUGAUAAUAGUGUACCUACCCACGAAACGGGUCGGCCAAUAAUUGGUAUGUACACCAAUAAACUAUCCAUAGCAUGUAGAAUAUCAUACCAUACAUCUCAAUCUUAUUGAUAACUGCCGACUAAUUAUUAUUUAGUGUUUACUUGCAAAUGUUAGUGUUACGAUUAGUUAUGAUCAUGAUCAUUAUGCAAUUUAUAAAUUAUAUCAAACGUUUACAUUUAUUAUUGUUAUGACUUAUGAGUGAAGUGGUAAAAACA
Messenger RNA from Adelges cooleyi (spruce gall adelgid), 6510 nucleotides. RefSeq lists its product as uncharacterized. Bases 4830 to 5894 code for a protein of 354 amino acids. The transcript has 4 exons. The record is from RefSeq and is a predicted model, not a curated record. NCBI's taxonomy places the organism in Eukaryota, Metazoa, Arthropoda, Insecta, Hemiptera, Adelgidae.